CUCAACCGACUUCACAAUUGUCACCCAUCUCUUGAAACUUUAGCUAUAGCAAAGCUCAUAUCUCUAAAACUAUCCAAGAAACUAUUUUAGGUGAGAAAUGGCUUCAAGAACUAUAGCCUCCACUGCCCUUCUCCUCUCCCUAAAUCUUCUUUUUUUUACUUUGGUGAGCUCUACCAAUUGCCCACCAACACCAUCAUCACCAUCACCAAAGCCAAAAGGGAAUAAAGGUUCUUGCCCUAAGGAUACUGUAAAGCUAGGUGUAUGUGUUGAUCUAUUGAAAGAUUUGCUGAGUGUUACAGUUGGAACCCCACCAAAGACACCUUGUUGCAGCCUUAUCAGUGAUCUUGUUGAUCUUGAAGCCGCUGUUUGCCUUUGCACUACUAUUAAAGCUAAUGUGUUGGGACUUAAACUAAACCUUCCUGUUAACUUGAGCUUGUUGCUUAACUAUUGUGGCAAGAAGGUUCCAGAAGGAUUUAAGUGUGCGUAAAUAUGCACAUUUGUGAUUUUGUUUUCUUUUUUUUGUGUUGUGUUUUCAGGUUUUGGAUGUUUUAUUUGGUUAUCUGCUAUAUAAACAUUUUAUUCAAUAAUUUCUUAAUUGCAACUUUUUUUAAAAAAAAUUUUAUGUGAUGAAAGCUUCUUGAUUGCUUUCAUCCAUAUCUGUCUUUGUAUGUUGUACUGGAUUCUAGUGAAAAUUAAUUCAACAUUUAUUUAUUUAUUUAUUUUUUUUUUGAGCAAUGUUGAAUUAU
This is a messenger RNA of Jatropha curcas, 746 nucleotides long. The record is from RefSeq and is a predicted model, not a curated record. NCBI's taxonomy places the organism in Eukaryota, Viridiplantae, Streptophyta, Magnoliopsida, Malpighiales, Euphorbiaceae.